Molecule: messenger RNA, 1293 nt
Organism: Lagopus leucura (white-tailed ptarmigan)
Lineage: Eukaryota; Metazoa; Chordata; Aves; Galliformes; Phasianidae
Gene: SYT13
Product: synaptotagmin 13
Exons: 6
Coding region: 1-1293 (430 amino acids)
Biological process (GO): calcium-ion regulated exocytosis; regulation of dopamine secretion; cellular response to calcium ion
Molecular function (GO): phosphatidylserine binding; syntaxin binding; clathrin binding
Source: RefSeq, a predicted model, not a curated record
AUGGUUUUGUCUGCCCCAAUUAUUGCCCUUGGGGCUACCUUAGGGACUGCAACUAGCAUCCUUGCCCUCUGUGGUCUCACCUGCUUCUGCAAAUGCAAGCAACCUGGGAAAGGACUCUCAGAAAAGGACCAAGAUGAGGACACAGAAAAUACUAAGCCCAGUGUGCUUCAACCAGCCCAGCAAUUCAAUGUUAAGAAAACUGCAGAGCCAGUCCAGCCUCGAGCUCUCCUGAAGUUUCCUAACAUUUAUGGCCCCAAACCUGUUGUAACUUCACCUGAGGUUGUUAACUACACACAAUACUCCUUGAAGACAACAGAAGAACCAGCCACUGUAAAACACGCUGUUUUGGAUGAGAACAGGAUGAAGAUACAAGUAAAUGAAGAAUUGUUCAUUCUCCCUCAAAACGUUCCAGGUGUGGUAAAGGAUGUGUGUGUCACAGAGCAUUUGAAGCCCGAGCAGGCAGCCAGCUGUAACCAGGUCCCUGAACUGCGCUAUUCCCUCACGUAUGAUCAACAAAAAGCUGAGCUGUGUGUGGCCCUUCUGGAAGCUAUGCAUGGCAAAAUGAGUAGUGACCAAGAUGCUGGCUGCCAUUGCUACAUACUGGGCACACUGGUGAGUAAAUCUGGCAUGACUGAAGCCCAGACAGAGCUGAAGAAGAAGGUGCUUCACACCCUCUGGGAGGAGGCCCUGCGGUUUCCAUUAACUGAGGAGGAGAUGCAAGAGGGGACACUGACUCUUACCCUGAGAAACUGCGACAAGUUCUCCAGACACAGCAUUGUGGGGGAACUUAAACUGAGCCUUGCUAACAUGGAGGACUUCGGGAUGGGCCAGUGGGAAAGGCUAAAGACCCCAGAGAAGGAGCCAUCUACAGGCUAUGGGGAAGUUCUGCUCUCUAUCAGCUAUCUGCCAGCUGCAAACCGCCUGCUCGUGGUGAUUAUUAAGGCUAAAAAUCUCCAUUCCAAGCAGCUGAAAGAUCUACUUGGAAAUGACGUUUCUGUCAAGGUGACCCUGAGGCAUCAGUCCUUGAAGCUGAAGAAGAAGCAGACCAAACGUGCAAAGCACAAGAUCAACCCCGUCUGGAAUGAGAUGAUCAUGUUUGAGGUGCCUCACGAGCUGCUACGUGCCUCUAGUGUGGAGCUGGAAAUUCUGAGCCAGGAUGGUGCUGGGCAAAGCCAAGUGCUCGGCAAGUGCAGCCUGGGUUUGCAUGUCACAGGCACAGAGAGGAACCACUGGGAAGAAAUGCUGAGGAACCCCAGAAGACAGAUUGCCAUGUGGCAUCAGCUCCACAAGUAG